Molecule: messenger RNA, 377 nt
Organism: Cotesia glomerata
Lineage: Eukaryota; Metazoa; Arthropoda; Insecta; Hymenoptera; Braconidae
Exons: 3
Coding region: 1-309 (102 amino acids)
Source: RefSeq, a predicted model, not a curated record
AUGUUCCUCAGUCAAAUUUAUACUCUCAAAAUCCAACAAUUUUUGCAUUCUAAAGAGUCUAGUAACAGUGAUAAUUCUUUAGAGAGUUUAGAAUCUCAAUCUGAGAACAAUUAUUGCUACUGUGCAUCGGAGGAUAAGUCAUCGAGUGAAUCGUCGACUGAUUGGUACAAAGUUAAAGACAGUAGAAUGCAAAAAGUCAUGCUGAUUUUAGAUAAAGUGGAUUAUGAUCUGAGAAAUUAUAUUUUAAAUCAGAUGAAUGUUGACGUUCAACUAGAACAAGCUAUUGAUUAUUUAAAUAAAAAUAAUUGAAUAAAAAAUAUUUUCCUAACUACCACAUGUAUGUACAUUUGCAUUUUUUUUUAAAUUUAUAAUUCUAA